AUAUAACUGUAAUAUUAAAUUUUGUGUUAAAAAAUAUAAAUAAAAAAAUAUGUUGAAAUAAUUUAGAGAAAAAAUUUUGAAAUACACCACACCAAAUUUUUUUUGUGGAAUAAUAAUCUAAUUCAAAUUGUUAUAAUAUCGCGUUCUUGUUGUGUUUGCUACUAUAGAGAAAUUUUCCUGGAGACAAAAAGCAGCAAAAAAUUCAGGUUAAUUAAAUAAAAUUUUACUUAUACUUACCACACACAAAAUUGAGAGAGAAACAGAUAAACAAAUAGCGGCCAUUUAAAAAAAAAACUUAAGUAUUUGUUUUUACUAACAAUAUCUUCCACGAGGGGGCCUGUGCAAUAACUCAAAGCAAAACAAAAAAAAAAAGAAAACAAUUCAUUGAAUUUUUAAGUGGAUCGAAUUAGUUAAUGAUGAAAUUUCAACAACAAAAACUUAAACUCUCAAUAAAAACUUUAUUGAAUAACACAUAAAAUUUUAUACACAUUUGUUUUUCAAAAAAAAAAAUAAAAAACACAAGAUUUCUUUUAAAUAUAAACCAAAAAAAAAAACUUUAACUUCACCAUUCAACAACAAUAAAACAACAACGAGUGAAAAAAAAAACUUUGCCAUCAUAAUUAUUAUGCCAUUACUGUUAACUAAUUAUCAAAAUAUCGUUUCAUACGGAAUGUUACUAGAUCAUAAUAGUUUUAGAAGCAGAAAUAGUUUCAACAAUUUGGAACAUCAACAUCAUCAUUUACAGCAGCAGCAUCAUUCACAUCGUAAUCAUUUAUAUCAGCAACCAAUUGAUUUUACAAUGUCCAAAUAUAAAGAAUCUUUAAUUAAUUUAACAUCAUCAGGAGUAGCAUCAACAUCAGCAGCAUCGAUAUCAUCAAUAACAUCAACCGGAACAACAACAAAUACAACAACAGCAAUUGCAGAAGCUGCAGCUGCAAUUGCUGCUGCUGCUGCUGUCGCUUCUAUAAAUACAACAACAACAAAUAAUGGAAGAUCAAUUAAUGAUCAAACAAAUUUUUUAUUUCCAAAUUCACAUACAACUAUGCAAUUACAACCAACUGGCCAUAAUAUACAUCAUUCACAACAUCAUCAUUCUCAUCAUCAUCAUCAACAUCAACAGCAGCAUUAUCAUUCAAAUCAUCCAUUAAUACAUCAUCAUUCACAAACAUCAAAUUUAAAACAUAAUAUAACAUCUCAUUUAGCAGCAACAACACAACAUCAUAAUUCAGCAACAAAUAGUUUACAACAAUUACAACAUUUAACAAAUUUACAUAAUACAUUGCAAUUGGAACAACAAAAAUUAACUCAUAGUCAAUUGCAUUCGAAUAUAUCAAGGCAUUAUUUUAAUCAACAACAACAUCACCAAAAACAAUUACAACAUAAGAAACAACAACAAAAUAAUCAAGAACAACUAACACAACAACAACAACAACAAGAAGCAUUUAUUGAACAACAUGGCCUUUCACAUAAUAUGAUCGGUUUAAGAACACAACAGUUACAGCAAAUGUGCAAUGAACUUUAUGGGAAUUUAAAUGAUUCAGUUACCGCAAUUGGUAAAGAUUCAAUUCUACCAUCUUUGGGUAUCAAUGUCGGCGGUAAUAUUACUGGAAAUGUUACUUUAAAUAGAAAUCGUUUUAAUAGUAGUGAUAGUAGUGCAAGCAGUAAUAAAAGUCGUAGAAGUAGUAGUGGUAGUAUAACUGGCAAUAAUAGUAAUAAAAACAAUAAUAACAAUAGUAAUAACAAUAAUAAUAAUAGUAAUAAUAAUAAUAAUAGUGCCACGAAAAGUAUUAAUAGCAAUUUUAAUAAUAAAAUAACUAAAGAAGGGAAUAAAACCGGUAAAAAUGAUUUAGUUCCUAGUAGUAUAGCAACGUCGCCAGCUUUAAUUAUGGACGAUGUCGAAGCUCUUGAAAAAUCACCAUCAAAUAACACUAAUAAUAAUAAUUGGAUUGAAAGUGCUUCAAUUAAAUCAAAUUCACCACAUGAUGAUUAUUUUAAGAAUGAAGAAAAUCAGCCAAAUGAGUCUUUAAAACUAAAUAAUGAUGAUGAAAUGUCAUCGAUAAAACAAGAUAAAAAUGAUAGAAAAAAUUCAUGUGAUCAUAAAUCAAUAUCAAAAGUUGAUCUAUAA
Molecule: messenger RNA, 2125 nt
Organism: Condylostylus longicornis
Lineage: Eukaryota; Metazoa; Arthropoda; Insecta; Diptera; Dolichopodidae
Product: transcription factor mef2A-like
Exons: 4
Coding region: 626-2125 (499 amino acids)
Source: RefSeq, a predicted model, not a curated record